Messenger RNA from Raphanus sativus (radish), 711 nucleotides. Lineage: Eukaryota; Viridiplantae; Streptophyta; Magnoliopsida; Brassicales; Brassicaceae. The record is from the annotation of a RefSeq genome assembly.
AUGACAAAAAGAUAUUGGAACAUCGAUUUGGAAGAGAUGAUGAGAGCAGGAGUUCAUUUUGGACAUGGUACUAGGAAAUGGAAUCCUAGAAUGGCACCUUAUAUUUCUGCAAAGCGUAAAGGUAUUCAUAUUAUAAAUCUGACUAGAACUGCUCGUUUUUUAUCAGAAGCUUGUGAUUUAGUUUUUGAUGCAGCAAGUAGGGGAAAACAAUUCUUAAUUGUUGGGACAAAAAAUAAAGCAGCUGAUUUAGUGUCGCGGGCUGCAAUAAGGGCUCGGUGUCAUUAUGUUAAUAAAAAGUGGCUCGGCGGCAUGUUAACAAAUUGGUCUACUACAGAAAAAAGACUUCAUAAGUUUAGGGACUUGAGAACUGAACAAAAGACAGAGGGAUUCCACCGUCUUCCGAAAAGGGAUGCAGCUGUGUUGAAGAGACAAUUAUCUCGCUUGGAAACAUAUCUAGGCGGGAUUAAAUAUAUGACGGGAUUGCCUGAUAUUGUAAUCAUCAUCGAUCAGCAAGAAGAAUAUACGGCUCUUCGAGAAUGUAUAACUUUGGGAAUUCCAACCAUUUCUUUAAUCGAUACAAAUUGUAAUCCCGAUCUCGCGGAUAUUUCUAUUCCAGCAAAUGAUGACGCUAUAGCUUCAAUUCGAUUCAUUCUUAACAAAUUAGUAUUCGCAAUUUGUGAGGGUCGUUCUAGCUAUAUACAAAAUUCUUGA